ACCUUUUUUUUUCGUUCCUCGUCACCAUACCCUCUAGUCUAUAUUUUCGCGUGUUCAAUUAUGUCAGCUGCCGCCACCGCCGACCCGCUCAAACUGCUGCGCGACUACACAAUUCAGCACAAGAGCGUUGAAUUCCUCGACAAAGAUGGCAAUCCAACCAAAGAGCUGCUACAAGCCGAGACCGUCAGGUUUGGCGAAGACGCGUCAUUUCCACGCGACACGCCGACCAGCUACGCCCGCGGCAACAACGAAUCAGAUCAAUACACUCUCUCGGCGCUCCUGCACUUUCUGGACCACCGCGAGCAGAGCUUUUAUGAGUACAUGAAAACAGCGAACUCGGUGGGCCUGCAGACAGUGUCAUUUAGCGACCGUAUCAAUCUGCUAAACUACUUGACCGGAAAGACAUCGGAGACGGCACAGGCUGCGGAGAGCACAGCACAUACAAGCAGCAAGCACGCAGUAGAGGACUCCAGCACUGGCGAUGGCAGGCGCAAACGGCCCAAGACUGCUGCGGGCGGCGACGAUACAGGCAGUGGUACGGCAGCUAACGAUCUAGCGAGGGAUAUUAUAAGGCGCGAGCGGCUUAUCGUCACCACGUCGUCGGCGCUAAGCAGCAACAAGAGCUUUGCGCGCGUGCCAGACCUGAUCAAGGAGGUGUUUCCGUCGAAGCAGCUGGGCGUCAACGGUGCCGGCAGCAAAUCGCACAGCGCUGGAACGCGCAAGCACGGCGCCAGUCGCAAGCGCCGUGACCCGAUCAUUGUCGUUCCCGCAGCCACCACAGCCAUGUUCAACAUGUACAACAUCAAGGAUCUGCUGCAGGAUCACAAGUUUGUCGAAAGCCGCGAAGUCAUGGAGAAGGGCGGGCCCAAGCCGCGCGAAGUGCACAUCGAGCACACUUUGGCUGAUGGCUCACAGAUGCGCUUCAGGGUAAUUGAUUCGGUGCAGGACUUUACCGACAAUGACUGGGCAGCGAUCGUCUGCGUAUUCACCCAGGGCGCUGCCUGGCAGUUCAAGAAUUGGACGUGGAAGUCGCCAGAAGAGGUCUUCAAGAACUGCCUUGGGUUCUAUCCAAAGUACCAGGACGAGCGGCCAAAGGACUCGACGCGUACAUGGGGCAUCAACAUGCUCAACAUUGAGCGGUCCAAGCGCCAUACGGACCGUGCGACCGUAGUCGGUCUGUGGAAUUCGAUCGAGCAGUACAUGCAGGCACACAAGACAGAGUUCUAAACAAAAAAUGC
Molecule: messenger RNA, 1238 nt
Organism: Linderina pennispora
Lineage: Eukaryota; Fungi; Kickxellomycota; Kickxellomycetes; Kickxellales; Kickxellaceae
Product: CDC73-domain-containing protein
Exons: 1
Coding region: 61-1227 (388 amino acids)
Biological process (GO): positive regulation of transcription elongation by RNA polymerase II; transcription elongation by RNA polymerase II
Cellular component (GO): Cdc73/Paf1 complex
Molecular function (GO): RNA polymerase II complex binding
Source: RefSeq, a predicted model, not a curated record